Ostrinia furnacalis (Asian corn borer) is the source of this 1514-nucleotide messenger RNA. Its product is annotated as connectin. NCBI's taxonomy places the organism in Eukaryota, Metazoa, Arthropoda, Insecta, Lepidoptera, Crambidae. The transcript is spliced from 2 exons. Bases 1 to 1461 code for a protein of 486 amino acids. Gene Ontology annotation, molecular function: protein binding. The record is from RefSeq and is a predicted model, not a curated record.
AUGGAACAGAUCACAAAGUACUUAAUCAUCAUCACGUCCCUCAUGACCGUAAAGCUAACAAUAACAGAGAGCAAAAACGAGACCAAACCGAAAAUCGAUCGCAGGUACUACGUGCCGCUUUUCAUCAACGUUUGCGAUAUCGAAGACCGGAGAUCGAAAGUGCAUUGCUACUGCGACAGUAAUAAACCAAAGAUGGCGACUAAGGCCGACUGUUGGGUGUUCGCUGGAGGAAUAACAGAAGACGACCCCAUAUGGCCUAGCUUUUCGUCACAAUCUGAAAUAGAACAUCUGAUGUUCAACGUAAGAUCCGACGACGCCCUCACAUUCAUUCCCGCCAAAGCUAUCGUGAGACUCGACAAAUUGAAACACGUGUCGAUACAAUUCGGAUCCAUAGAUGUCAUCCCGCCCUACGCAUUCACAAACUCAUCCACAAUCAAGCAAAUUGUUUUGAAAUCAAACAAAAUUACUACCUUAGAGAAACACUCAUUCGCUCAAAUGAUGAUGCUGACGAAUCUAAGUCUAGAAGAUAACCUAAUAGCUGAACUCAGAAGGGAUGUAUUCUUCAACUUACCGAACCUACACGUCUUGCACUUAUCUAAUAACAACUUGAGUUUGAUCCACGAAGGUUGUUUCAAGCACUUGAAUAAUUUAAUAGAGUUGAGAUUGGAUUACAAUUACAUAUCAGUGAUGACGAAGGAAACUUUGGAAGGCUUGGAGAAUCUGUCGAGGUUGAACUUGAGAAAUAAUAAAUUGACAAUGAUUGGCAAUUUGGCGUUCAGUGAGUCUUGGGGGUUGAAGGAGUUGAUGCUUGACAACAACGCUAUUGAGUACAUUUCGGACCGAGCGUUCGGCGGGCUCACUCAGCUGAGAAAGCUGACGCUGUCUGGUAAUAGAUUGACGACUUUCUACGAGGAUUUGCUCGAAGACAUAAACAGUCUUGUUGUCCUGGAUUUACGGGAUAACAUUCUGGAGACUGUCUCGUACGAGUCAGUGCGACCGGUCGUGGAAAACGAAAAGUCCGCGUCUGUAGCAGUUUAUUUGGAUGGUAACCCACUCAACUGUAAUUGCCGUCUAUCCUGGAUAUACGCGCUCCGCAACGAGACGAAGGACGGGACUCUGAAGCACGCUCUCGAAAAAAUAUCAUGUAUCGAAGACCCUAUCGAUAGGCACACUAACGCACAGGAGACCGAAGACGUGGACAACACUAAUGUCCUCUCCGACGAUAGCUACGAUUAUUACGACAAAAAUGAGGAGUAUGAUGUAAAACCAAAAACAACUGCAAAAAAGUUAAUCGACAUACCGCUAGAAACUUUGCCGUGCCCGAAAGAAAUUAUGCAAUCGAUAGAAGAGUCGUACGGACACCCCGUGCAAAACGAAAUUAGGUUGAAAGCUUUCUCGGCAGUUGGCAGGAUAGUACCUAAUUCGAUCCUGACUGCGAUACUAGCGCAACUGCUGUUUUAAACAUAAGUGGAUAUGAAACAAAGAUAUUUGUGAUAUUAGAUGUUAAUGUUAAA